ACGUUUGCCUGGAGUCAUGUGAAAUGAAUAUUUUCCUCUUUGCUCAAAUCCCAGUGAUAUCUUUCUCUCUAAAAGACUAGAAUGCGCUUUCCAAAGAUGUUGACUGGUAAUGGCAGAUCGUCGACGGUGGGGGUUUGUUUAUAUACAAGGUGCUGACAGUACACUGUUGUAAUACGGUAGGUUUUUAAAGCGUAACAGUUGCAAUGAAGAAAGAAAAGACAGCCGACAAAUCAAGACCAUUCAAAUUAGCUCAUCAAAUUGUAAGCCUUACAGGUAUCAACUUCCAGAGACAAAGUAUUAUUGGAUUUUCGGAACUGACCAUAGUUCCAUCGAAAGAUAAUUUAAAGCAUAUUAAACUGAAUGCAAAACAAUGUCGCAUUUAUCGCGUCCUCUUGAACGAUUCCUUUGAAGCCCCUUUCCAGUAUUUUGAUCCGUUUUUGGAUAUUUGUCAGGGGGAUUCUAAGCAGAGAAGCCUGGAAUAUUUUUCUACUGCUCACCUGGCAGCUGCACAACAGAUUGAUCCUGAUAACAAUGCUGGUGAACUUAUUAUUAGUAUCCCUCCAGAGGCUAGUCAGUUGGUUGGUGAAGGGAGAGGCCUUAGGGUUGGCAUUGAGUUUUCUCUGGAACAGCCACAGGGUGGAGUACAUUUCGUCAUCCCGGACACUGAAGGAACAUUGGCAGAGCGAGCAGCUCAUAUGUUCACAUAUGGACAUGAGAAUUCAUCCCGUUUGUGGUUUCCCUGUGUUGAUAGUUAUGCAGAACCUUGCACUUGGAAACUAGAAUUCACAGUUGAUGAAAGUAUGACUGCAGUAUCAUGUGGUGAUCUUAUUGAAGUUGUAUACACACCAGACAUGCGGCGGAAGACAUUUCACUAUGUACUGUCCACUCCAGCUUGUGCACCCAACAUUGCACUUGCUGUAGGGCCAUUUGAAAUAUUUGUUGACCCCUACAUGCAUGAGGUUACACACUUCUGUUUACCUCAGCUGAUGCCCUCGCUGAAAGUUUCAGCAAGAUACAUGCAUGAAGCAUUUGAAUUUUAUGAGGAAACACUGGCUAAUCGUUACCCAUAUUCAUGUUACAAGCAAGUGUUUGUUGAUGAAGUUGAUCAAGAUGUUUCUGCAUAUGCUACAAUGAGUAUAUUGAGUACAAAUUUACUUCAUUCACCUGCAAUCAUAGAUCAAACAUAUAUUACCCGUAAGGCUAUGGCGCAAGCUAUAGCAGAGCAAUUCUUUGGGUGCUUUAUUUCAAUGCAAAAUUGGUCUGACACUUGGUUGCCAAAAGGCGUAUCCACUUACUUAUGCAGCCUUUACGCAAAAAAGUGUUUUGGAAACAAUGAAUAUAGAGAAUGGAUACAGUCUGAGCUGCAAGAAGUUGUAAAGUAUGAGGAGAACUAUGGAGGCAUUGUGCUUGACCCAAGUCAGGCUCCAGCUCCCAUUCCAUCAGUUGUUACUUCUCCAGCACCACCAGUUCGGACAUUAAACAGUGAUCAGGGCUUUUAUUUUCCCAUUCGUAAUCUACAUACCAUGUCUCCAAGAUAUCUUGAAGUUCUGCGCAAGAAAGCACAUCUUGUCAUGAGGAUGCUUGAACAUCGUAUUGGGCAGGAACUCCUUUUGCAGGUCUUCAAUAAGCAGCUCUCUCUUGCAUCAAAUGCAGCACAACAAAAAAUUGGAAGUGGUCUUUGGAGUCAUAUGCUCAUUAGCACAAAUGUUUUUGCAAAAGCUAUUUUUACAGUAACAGGGAAGGAUAUGGCUGUGUUCAUUGACCAGUGGGUUCGCACAGGGGGUCAUGCUAAAUUCAGUCUCAGCUUUGUCUUCAAUAGAAAAAGGAAUACAGUGGAAUUGGAAAUAAGACAAGAUUCGACACAGCAGCGUGGUAUAAGGAAGUAUGUGGGUCCACUGUUAGUUACAAUUCAGGAACUUGAUGGGACUUUCCGUCAUACAUUGCAAGUUGAAGGAACUGUAGCUAAGGCUGAUAUCACUUGUCACUCAAAGAGUCGAAGGAAUAAGAAGAAGAAGAUACCACUUGUUACAGGAGAGGAGGUUGACAUGGAUCUCAGUGCAAUGGAUGCUGACUCACCUGUGUUGUGGAUAAGACUGGAUCCAGACAUGACACUGUUGCGCUCUUGUGCAAUAGAACAGCCAGAUUACCAGUGGCAGUACCAACUCCGCCAUGAAAGAGAUGUUACUGCACAGAUAGAAGCUAUAGCAGCUCUAGAAAGAUUUCCCACUCCUCCUACUCGUCUCGCUCUCACAGAUACUAUAGAAAAUGAACAGACAUAUUAUAAAGUACGUUGCCGUGCAGCACAUUGCCUUACAAAGGUUGCAAAUGCUAUGGUGGCUAACUGGGCUGGUCCUCCAGCAAUGUUGGCAAUAUUCCGUAAACUAUUUGGAUCGUUUUCAUGUCCACACAUCAUCCGGCAAAAUAAUUUUGCAAAUCUACAGCACUACUUUCUACAAAAGACAAUACCAGUGGCAAUGGCUGGACUACGAAAUGCUCAUGGCAUUUGCCCACCUGAUGUCAUUCGUUUUCUCUUGGAUCUAUUUAAGUACAAUGAUAACAGCAAAAACCGUUACUCAGACAAUUAUUACAGAGCUGCACUGGUAGAAGCUUUAGGAGCUACAGUCACACCUGUUAUAUCAGUUGUUCAACAAGGAGCUCCAAUUACAGCUGAUUCACUUUCUUCAGAUACUAAACUUGUUUUGGAGGAGGUUACAAGAUGUUUGAAUCUUGAGAAACUUCUGCCAUGUUAUAAAUAUACUGUGACAGUUGCCUGCCUUCGUGCUAUUAGAAAACUGCAAAAAUUUGGACAUCUGCCCAGUAAUCCCUCACUCUUUCGAAGCUAUGCUGCAUAUGGUCAGUUUAUUGAUGUUAGGUUAGCUGCAUUGGAUGCUCUGGUAGACUUCACUCGUGUUGAUGGACGAUGGGAAGAUCUAGUGUUCCUUCUCGACAUGAUUGAGAAUGACCCAGAUCCUGCUGUUCGCCAUCAGUUAGUUAGGAUGUUAGCUGAGAAUCCACCCUUUGAUCGUGCUCAUAGGCAUAGGCUUGAUAAGGAAGAACUUGUUGAGAGAUUGUGGACACUAAUGAAUUGCAUGCUGUCACAUGAUUCAAAACUGCGGUGUGAUAUUGUGGACCUUUAUUACACUCUUUAUGGAACUCGUCGGCCUGUGUGCCUGCCCAUACCUGAGCUUGCCUCGGUCCUCACAGUAAAGCCUGAAAAAAAAAGUAGUCCUGUUAUGGAGAAAGAGGUAAAACUACCGAUACAGACUGUACCAUUUGUGAUGGGAGGUGUACUAGAAACACCACACCCUACUGGAGUGAAACGCAAAAGUUCAUCUCCUAUGAGAGAAACAGAGGUAUUGACAGAUGAUAAUCUUGGAUUGGUCACUGUAGAAAUUGUUUCUGGAGAAGAAGGGAGCAAAGUUCGAGUGAAGGAGUCGACACCGGUACCAAAUGCUCCAGUACCUGGUACAUCUAGAGCAUCAGUGCCAGCACCGGGGCAAGAUUCAGUCCAAGAAGGAGAAGUGAAAACAGAAUAUUUCUCAGAUAACUCACAAUCUCUUCCUGGCAUCAUGGGAACCCAAGGACCAGUUGGAUUUGAACCAGGGAUGUUCCGGAAGGAAGGAACAGAAGGUGAAAGCAAGCAUCAUAAAUCGGAUGCUGUGUCUAAGCUUAAGAAGAAGAAGAAAGACAAGAAAAAGCAUAAGCAUAAACAUAAACACAAACAUGAUCAUAAACAUGGAAAAGAGAAGGAUAAAGAUAAAGAUAAAGAUAAGGACAAAGACAAGGAGAAAGACAAAGACAAAGAUAAGGAUAAGGAUAAGGAAAAAGAAAAGGAAAAAGAAAAGGAUUCCAAAGAAAAGAAAGAACCUAGCAAACUGAAAGUUAAAGAAGAGACACUAAGUUCAGGAAGUUCAAGUCCCAGUCCUUCUGCAUCAGCAUCACGUGAAUUCACCUUCUGAAAGCAUAAUAUUUACAUUUAUACAGCUCUGAUUUGCAAUCUAUGUUUCUCUUUGUCUCACAGUUGUAAAGAGGUGUCUCCAGGCGUCUAAAGCAAAUGUAAGAAUUCUUUUAGUACCAAAGUUUUGGACUGUAACUGUAUAAGAUGCAGCGUUUCUUUUUUUGUUUGUUAUUGUACGUACUGAAUAAACAGAAUUUUAUCUA
Messenger RNA from Schistocerca serialis cubense, 4161 nucleotides. RefSeq names its product transcription initiation factor TFIID subunit 2 (gene Taf2). Gene Ontology annotation, biological process: transcription initiation at RNA polymerase II promoter. Lineage: Eukaryota; Metazoa; Arthropoda; Insecta; Orthoptera; Acrididae. The coding region runs from base 204 to 3959 and encodes 1251 amino acids. The transcript is spliced from 19 exons. Gene Ontology annotation, molecular function: zinc ion binding; RNA polymerase II general transcription initiation factor activity; metallopeptidase activity. Gene Ontology annotation, cellular component: transcription factor TFIID complex. The record is from RefSeq and is a predicted model, not a curated record.